This is a messenger RNA of Chaetomium fimeti, 2397 nucleotides long. RefSeq lists its product as uncharacterized. The coding region runs from base 1 to 2397 and encodes 798 amino acids. NCBI's taxonomy places the organism in Eukaryota, Fungi, Ascomycota, Sordariomycetes, Sordariales, Chaetomiaceae. The record is from RefSeq and is a predicted model, not a curated record. The transcript has 6 exons.
AUGGAUCUGGAACAAAACCUUCCGCAGACCUUAGUGGAGCAACUUAACGAUGAAACAAAUAUUGAGUUGUUCCGGACGUAUUUCGAGACCAAUGGAACGGUCUAUUCGCGCGAGGUGGCCACCACGAGCUUCCUAUACGACAAACAGAGUUCUGAGCUCGUUUACGGGCGUGGCCAGCAAGCGACACAGAAUGCCAUCAAAUGUUACGUGCGCGAAGAUUCCAUCGGCGUCAACCCAGAAUCCUGCACGUGGGAAAACGAGGGUAAAAGCAAGUUUUGGGGCCAUGGGGGUGGCAUCGAACGCAACAUCCUCCCCCUGCUCGAAGCCAUUCCUACGGACAACGGACUAGGCCUGUUGAAGGGUGCCUUGACGGUGAUCUUCCAUGCGGUCAAGAGGAGGUCGGACGCAUGCCAGCGAAUAUUUACCUGCUUCUCCGAAAUCCCGGAGAUGAUCGCAAAGGGCUACACUUUAACCAUAAUCCACUCUGGCAAGCCUGAGGUUGCAAGCAAGGUAGAGAACCUUCACAAUGCACUCUUCGACUCCAUACCUUUGCUCAUCGACAUUCUCCUACGACGAAACCGGACCUCUGGUGGCCAAUCGGACCGACGGAGACGCUGGAAGCGAGCCACAGACAAGGUUGUCAGGGUAGCUAAGGACUUGGUCGGGGACACCGUCCAAGAGGUGGAAGACUUGAUCGCCCCAAUAACAGACGCUGUCUCCAAGCUCGAAGAUUGCGCUACCAUGCUUAACCACGAAGGAGUGGAGGUGACGGUCGAAGGGGUGGCCGACCUACAAGUCAACGUCCAGCUCAUCAGGGACAUGGUCAAGUCCAAGGGUACAGAGGUCAGCGGCAAGCUCGACAUGGUCAACAAAAAGGUGAAUGAUAUAAAGUCACGCCAAGACCGUAUGUCGGAAGAUUUUCGCUCCUUCGUCAAUGUACUAUUCCGGUUUGUCAUGGAAUUCGAAAGGAAGAGAAAGCUCGAAAGUUUGUCUUUAGCCCCGGGCCAGGGAGCAGAUGGACGAGCACUCAAGCAUCGCCGGCGCGAGUUCCCAGGCUCCCGAAGGCAGUUAAAGCAGUUUCAACCGGCAGGCAAGCGUCUCCAUGAUGUCGACAUAGACCGCCUGCUCGAGGUUAUCGGCACAGACGACGAGCACCUGGUCUUCCACAACGACAGGGACCGUCUGAUGCGCAUGCAAACCUUGUUUUUACCCAAAGCCUUGAGGAACGCAUACCACAUUAUGGAGAGCAAGGAGCUAGGGAUCUGGAUGUCUUCGCCGGAGUCAGAGCUCAUGAUUGUGGACGGCGCCUGUCGAGAUCAGAGCAGGGGCAGGGUCUCGCCGAUGACGGUGCUCUGCGCCUCGAUCGCGGUAGGGCUGGCCGCCAAAACCGCCUCCCCCAAUCCUGGGAUGGAGCCGGCCGAGGCUGUCGUGCUAUUCUUCGCGUGCGGUGAGCACAUAUUGCCGUCCGGGCUGCUCCCGGGACCCUGUGGGAUGAUGCGCAGUCUGAUCAGCCAGCUGCUCAUCGCCCGCGACCUACCGUGGAACCCGAGCCGGGACUCCAAGGGUCGCGUGCGCUACGAGCGCCACCCCGAUCUCUCGUUCCUGGCUGAAUCGGCCACUCUAUGGCCAGAAGUCCUCAGGCACAGCCCCACCAGUUCCAGCUCCGACUUCACUGCCGGUGGCUCCCAUGGUCUCCAAGUGUCGCCCUUCGGCCGUGACAAGAAACGCCGCCGCCACGACGACACCGAGGACUCCCAUAGCGACCUCAGCUCCAAGUCCGACUCCGACUCCGACUCCGACUCCCACAGCGACUCAGACUCCGACUACGACUACACAACCGGCACCUACAAGCCCGAUCCCCAGCACAAACCCCAUUCCCACCCUAAGGCAACCCCCGGCCCGAACCCCCAAGUUCAACAAACCCACCACCUCGACACCCUCCUCACAAUUUUCACCACCCUCACCCACCAACUCGCCCCCCACUUCACCCUCCACACCAUCAUCGACGGCAUCUCCCACUACGAAACCACCACCACCACUGACAACCAAAACUGGCACGCCCAAACCACCCACCUCCUCCACCGCCUCGCCACCGACCUCUGGCUUGACACAAACGGCCGCAACGGCCCGACAUUCAAACUGCUCCUGACGAGCCCCGGGCGGUCUCGCACGCUACUGGGCUUAGUGAGGGAUAAUUAUGUGGGUGACGGAGCGUUGUGUGUAGAUAUGGCUGUGCGGGGGGCGGGGGCGGUGAGGACGAGGGGGGAGUAUAUGGGGAUUAGGGGGUUGGGUGUUGAGCGGGUGGUGGGGGGUGGGAGGCCGCGGUCGAGUGGGGGGAGCUGGGAGGGGAGUGGAGGGAGGAGGCGUGAGGGGGUGAGGCGGGAGGUGAGGUUGUGA